This is a messenger RNA of Cynocephalus volans (Philippine flying lemur), 1763 nucleotides long. RefSeq names its product MAF bZIP transcription factor K (gene MAFK). The coding region runs from base 252 to 722 and encodes 156 amino acids. Gene Ontology annotation, molecular function: RNA polymerase II cis-regulatory region sequence-specific DNA binding; DNA-binding transcription factor activity, RNA polymerase II-specific. Gene Ontology annotation, cellular component: nucleus. Gene Ontology annotation, biological process: regulation of transcription by RNA polymerase II. The record is from RefSeq and is a predicted model, not a curated record. NCBI's taxonomy places the organism in Eukaryota, Metazoa, Chordata, Mammalia, Dermoptera, Cynocephalidae. The transcript has 3 exons.
UGGCGGGCAGGCGGCGGGGACAACUCCCGCCAGACAGUCGAUUAGCUUGGUGAGGCAGUGGCUCCCCACCUCUCGGGUUUCUGGACGCGGCCUCUGAACCUGCUGCCCGCUGGGAGCCCCCGCCCACCCUUUGGGCUGCAGGGUCAUGGCGCAUGGGGUAGCUUAGGUGGCGGUGGUGAUGUCACAGCUGCAGUGCCCUUCACCACGUUACGAUUUCCAAGUAGUUCUGUCCUGGUGACUGUGCCCAGGUUAUGACGACUAAUCCCAAACCGAACAAGGCAUUAAAGGUCAAGAAGGAGGUGGGCGAGAACGCCCCAGUGCUCAGUGAUGAUGAGCUGGUGUCCAUGUCAGUGCGGGAGCUGAACCAGCACCUGCGGGGCCUCACCAAGGAGGAGGUGACCCGCCUGAAGCAGCGCCGACGCACACUCAAGAACCGCGGCUACGCCGCCAGCUGCCGCAUCAAGCGGGUGACGCAAAAGGAGGAGCUGGAGCGGCAGCGGGUGGAGCUGCAGCAGGAGGUAGAGAAGCUGGCUCGUGAAAACAGCAGCAUGCGGCUGGAGCUGGACGCCCUGCGCUCCAAGUACGAGGCCCUGCAGACCUUUGCGCGCACUGUGGCCCGCGGGCCUGUGGCACCCACUAAGGUGGCCACCACCAGCGUCAUCACCAUUGUGAAGUCUGCUGAGAUCUCCUCCACCUCUGUGCCCUUCUCAGCCGCGUCCUAGUGCUCAUCAGGCACUGGGGGGGGGAGCGGGGGACAUGUCCCUCAUGCCUGUCAGAGGGUCCCUGGGCCACAGACUCAACAUCCAAAUCAAAGUGCAGACCCCUACGGGGAUGAGGGUGUAGGCGCAGGAUGAAGAGUAGGCUCUUGUGAGCCCGAGUGCCGCAGCCAUCUCACGCACGCGCACACACGUGCACACACACACACACACACAUACACACACACACACUCUCUCUCACACACACUCUCACGCAUGCCCCGUCCCUUCUCCCUAGAAGAUGUGUCUGUUUUUAGGAGUUGGUGUCUUGUACCCAUGGGAGUCAGGAGACGUAGAGGGAAAGUCCUCAGAAGGUUCUGAAUGCCUUCCCCUUUGGGGUCUGCUGGAAGAAACAGCCCCAGGAGUCAGGCUGCUGUGGCCUGAGUGGCGAGGGGCUCGUCUUUCACUCCUCUUGUGAGCAUGUCAACACUUGUCCUGCUGUGGCCCACCAGCUGGUGCAGGAGCCCCUCUCACUGCCCUGACUGAGCUCCAGCUGCCCCAGGGAGGAGAGUGAAUGGAGAACAUGCAGGCAGCCCUGUUCUUCCGGUUGUCCCUGUGGAAAUGCACUAUGGCCUGCUUUAGCCCUUAGCGUGAGUCCUGUGCCCAUGAAGCAGACAUGGGAAGGGCUACCUGAGUGGGCCAGUUCUGUGUGUGUGCAUUCACGUGUACACGUGUUUGUGCGUGUGCAUGCAUGUGUGUGUACAUGUGUGCGUACAGCAUCAGUGUGCCAGCAACACCAGGGGCCUUGGAGGAGCAGCUUGCCGGGUGGUCAUGUGGGGAGAGCCUGUCCAGUUUUCAUGGCAGAAAGAGUUGCAUGUAUGUUGUGAGGUUUGCCCUGUAUUCUGGUGACCCAAGGAGGUCUCCCAGUGAGGCUCAGUAGCCACCUAGAGCCAGCUGCUCUGCUGCUGACCCACAAGCUUGUCCCAUCAGUUGAUGGAGAGCUGGGCUCGGGCUCAGUUUCCCCAGAGCUGCCUCUCUCCACCUGUGCUCAGCAUGGGGGAGAAUGUG